AUGACCAUGAGCUCGUUUUUGAUAAACUCCAACUACAUCGAGCCCAAGUUCCCUCCCUUCGAGGAGUACGCGCAGCACAGCGGCCCGGGCGGCGGGGACGGCGGCCCAGGCGGGGGCCCCGGCUACCAGCAGCCCCCGGCGCCCGCUACCCAGCACCUGCCGCCGCCGCAGCCCCAGCUCCCUCACGCGGGCGGCAGCCGCGAGCCCCCCGCCUCCUACUACGCGCCGCGGGCCGCCCGCGAGCCCGCCUAUCCCGCGGCCGCGCUCUACCCCGCGCACGGUACCGCGGACGCCGCCUACCCCUAUGGCUACCGCGGCGGCUCCAGCCCCGGGCGGCCGCGGCAGCCCGAGCAGCCCCCGGCGCAUGCCAAGGGUCCUGCGCACGGCCUGCACGCGAGCCAUGUCCUGCAGCCGGGGCGGCAGCCCCCGCCGCCACCUCCCCCGCAGCAUCGCGCGGCGCCCCCAGCGACCCCGCGCCGCUGCGAGGCGGCCCCCGCCACCCCGGGCGUCCCGGUAGGGGGCAGCGCCCCCGCGUGCCCGCUGCUCUUGGCCGACAAGAGCCCGCCGGGCCUGAAGGGCAAGGAGCCCGUGGUGUACCCCUGGAUGAAGAAGAUCCAUGUCAGCGCCGUCAACCCCAGUUAUAACGGAGGGGAGCCCAAGCGUUCUCGAACCGCCUACACCCGGCAGCAGGUCUUGGAGCUGGAGAAGGAGUUCCAUUUUAACCGCUACCUGACCCGGCGCCGCCGCAUCGAGAUCGCCCACACACUCUGCUUGUCUGAGCGCCAGGUCAAGAUCUGGUUCCAGAACCGGAGGAUGAAGUGGAAGAAAGAUCACAAACUGCCCAACACCAAGAUGCGGUCUUCCAACUCGGCCUCGGCCUCUGCUGGCCCGCCAGGGAAAGCACAAACUCAGAGUCCGCACCCCCAACCUCACCCCCACCCGGGCACUUCCACACCCGUUCCGUCCUCCAUAUAAUCUUCUAGAGACCUAGAGC
Molecule: messenger RNA, 994 nt
Organism: Cynocephalus volans (Philippine flying lemur)
Lineage: Eukaryota; Metazoa; Chordata; Mammalia; Dermoptera; Cynocephalidae
Gene: HOXA4
Product: homeobox A4
Exons: 2
Coding region: 1-975 (324 amino acids)
Biological process (GO): positive regulation of transcription by RNA polymerase II; embryonic skeletal system morphogenesis; anterior/posterior pattern specification
Cellular component (GO): nucleoplasm; nucleus
Molecular function (GO): DNA-binding transcription factor activity, RNA polymerase II-specific; RNA polymerase II cis-regulatory region sequence-specific DNA binding
Source: RefSeq, a predicted model, not a curated record